This is a messenger RNA of Beta vulgaris subsp. vulgaris (sugar beet), 1002 nucleotides long. RefSeq lists its product as uncharacterized. Bases 1 to 1002 code for a protein of 333 amino acids. Lineage: Eukaryota; Viridiplantae; Streptophyta; Magnoliopsida; Caryophyllales; Amaranthaceae. The transcript has 3 exons. The record is from RefSeq and is a predicted model, not a curated record.
AUGCUCAGGCAACAGCUGGAGGAGCUUCAUUCCCAAGCAGAUUUUGAUGGCAAUGCACAAGCUCAGAGAAGGGCAAAAAAAUUCCUAGAUGAGUUAAGGUUUUGGUCCAGAGUGGAAGAUAGCAUUUUGAUACAAAAGUAUAGAAUAAAAUGGGUGAAAGUGGGGGAUGAUGCUAACGCCAAGUUUUUCUUUGCAGCUACAAGAGCAAGAAAUGCUUAUAAUAGGAUUGUUCUUCUGAAUGAUGAUGAAGGGAGGCAAAUCUCUGGAGAUCAAGCUAUAAUUGAUGAGAUUCUAGGGUUUUAUAAGAAAUUAUUGGGAGCAAAUGCUGACACUUUACCUGGUAUUGAUCUUAAUAUUGUAAGGGUUGGGAAAACAUUAUCUUUUCAUGCUAGAGAAGAGCUGAUUAGAGAGGUGGCCAUUGAAGAAAUUGAUAAUGCUUUGGACAGUAUAGAUAAUUCCAAAGCUCCGGAGCUCAUCAGGGGUUAUUCUAGAGCUCAGAUGUCUCCUAGAUGCAUCAUGAAGGUAUAUAUAAGGAAAGCUUAUGAUUUAGUGGAAUGGAGUUAUUUAGAAACUUUAUUGUAUGAGCUUGGAUUUCCAAGACUGUUUGUGGGAUGGAUUAUGGAAUGUGUAAGGAGUGUUUCUUAUGCAAUACUGGUGAAUGGAACUCCUUCUAUGCCAUUCAAAGCAAAGAAAGGUAUCAGAGCAGAAGCUAGCUCCAUUUCCCUCAUGUUCAAAGCUUUUCAAAAGUUUUCUGAAGCUUCAGGGUUAGCUGCUAAUGUAGAGAAAAGUAAUAUUUAUCUAUGUGGAGUGCAGGAUGAUGUGGCAAGAGAGUUAUCUGAUAUAGUACACAUGAAUAUUGGUGUGCUCCCCUUUAAGUACUUAGGGGUUCCUUUAACUUCAAAGAAACUCACAUAUGCCCAAACUGAACCACUAGUAGAAAAGAUGACUAGUAGAGCUCAAAUUUGGAUGGCUCUCAUGUUGUCUUAUGCAGGGAGGCUGUAG